Molecule: messenger RNA, 591 nt
Organism: Pyricularia pennisetigena
Lineage: Eukaryota; Fungi; Ascomycota; Sordariomycetes; Magnaporthales; Pyriculariaceae
Exons: 2
Coding region: 1-591 (196 amino acids)
Source: RefSeq, a predicted model, not a curated record
AUGCUCUCCCGUCAGCACGCCGCGGUAGUAGACGACCCCGAGCGCCUGCUCAAAGCUCAACGCCCCGGCCGCCUAAGCCGCCGCGACCUCCCCGCUGGAGUGGCUGAUCACCCCGGCCAGCAGGUCCACGAGGCAGAUCUGCAGCGCGACGCGACGCAGGUGGGCUGGAUCAGCCACGGCUUAUCGACCCGCGUGGUGUCCUGGUCGCGCCCGAGCUCCUCGACCAGCGACCAGCCACGCCCCGUGCUUCUUGAGCGCCUCGUCUGCCCUCGUCAUGGAACUCGCGGAAUGCCGAGGACAUGGACGAGAGCUCCCGCCCCCAUGGCGUGCCACUGGGCGCCUUGGCCGCUGAAGACGAAGCCGAUCCGAGGCCAGACACGGCUGAAAGAUCCUGCAAAAACCGCCCGUUGCUGCCGACCAGCUGGUCCAUCGGGAUCCCGGCUGCAGAAAAGCCAUGCAGAUGUCGCUUCAAAUGUCAGCUCAAGCAACAUCCGGACCCGAGGAUCCAGAGAGUUUGCCAUCUCUUCUGAAAAGCUGAAGAAGGAUGCUUCAAACCCCAACCCCGCUUCUCUUUUGGCCCGUUCAGUAUGA